AUGGCGCACCUCAACGUCAAGCCGGACCCGGCCUACCUUAAGCUGCAGGCGAUGCAGAAGAACCGCGUGCAGUACUUCCGCUGGACACCAAGAAACGCUCGUAUCACGUUGAUGUACGUCGCGGUCGUCCCCGCCAUUAUGGGCUACAUUGCCUACAAGACAGACGGCCUCUGGGAUCUACGAGCGAAGAGAAAAGGCGAUACCGCAGCCCCUACGACCUCUCUCGCUGUUAUCGAGAUGCUCGUCGACCUCCGCACCAGGGUCACCAGCACCAACGACGAGACUGCCGAGAUCCUUCACAGCGAAUUUGGCUUUCUGGCCGCCGAUGGAGCUGGCACUUUUUAA
Molecule: messenger RNA, 345 nt
Organism: Cordyceps fumosorosea ARSEF 2679
Lineage: Eukaryota; Fungi; Ascomycota; Sordariomycetes; Hypocreales; Cordycipitaceae
Product: NADH:ubiquinone oxidoreductase 6.6kD subunit
Exons: 5
Coding region: 1-345 (114 amino acids)
Source: RefSeq, a predicted model, not a curated record